Molecule: messenger RNA, 1634 nt
Organism: Macadamia integrifolia
Lineage: Eukaryota; Viridiplantae; Streptophyta; Magnoliopsida; Proteales; Proteaceae
Product: alcohol acyltransferase 9-like
Exons: 2
Coding region: 108-1496 (462 amino acids)
Molecular function (GO): acyltransferase activity, transferring groups other than amino-acyl groups
Source: RefSeq, a predicted model, not a curated record
CUACAAAAUGCCUCCCACACCCCCUGCUCACUUUGCGCUCCUUCUGGCUCGUUUCCCCUGUCUCUGAGGCUUUUCUGUUUCUAAGAGUAACUGUAAACCUUACAACCAUGUCUGAGUCUUCCGAAAUCCCAGAUUGUUAUUAUCAAAACCAACCUGAUUUAGUUCUCCCACGGAGCCCAACCCCAAGAGAUACUCUCUAUCUCUCCAAUCUUGAUGACCAGAAGUUUCUGAGGUUCUCCAUUAAAUAUCUUUACCUUUACAAGAAAUCAGUAAACGUAGAGACCCUGAAAUGUUCUCUGUCACGGGUUCUUGUAGAUUACUAUCCAUUAGCAGGGAGGUUAAGGAUCAGUGAAGAAGAUGAAGGAAAACUAGAGGUUGAUUGUAAUGGAGAAGGUGCUCUGUUUGCUGAAGCUUUCAUGGAUUUCACGGCUGAAGAAUUCCUAGAAGCUUCAAGGCGGCCCAACCGGUCUUGGAGGAAACUCUUGUAUAGGGUGGAUGCUCGCAACUUAUUGGAUAUCCCUCCUCUUGUGAUUCAGGUUACAAAUCUUAAAGGCGGAGGAAUGAUUCUAUGUACCGCAAUCAAUCACUGCCUAUGUGAUGGCAUCGGCACAUCUCAAUUCUUGCAAGCAUGGGCCCACCUCACAACAAAAUCCAAUGAUCCUCUCCCAAUCUCACCAUUCCACGAUCGCCACCUGUUAAGACCAAGAAGCCCUCCAAACAUCACCUUCACACACCCAGAAUACAGCGCCACCGCCGUCGCCACCACCACCGCCGGCGACGACACCGGAAUUCAAUCUCAGUGGCUGGAAGAGAUGCUCCAAUCCCAAUCACAGUCACUCGUCCCCAUAAGCUUAACCUUUAACCCCUCUCAGAUCCUCCACCUCAAGAAGCUCUGCUUCCCGUCUCUAAAAUGCACUUCCUUCGAGGCCUUGGCAUCCCACACAUGGCGAUCAUGGAUUCAGUCGCUAAACCCACCAUCAUCUCUGAAGAUCAAGCUCCUCUUCUCUGUGAAUGUGAGGAAGAAAUUGAAACCAGAGCUGCCACGGGGUUACUAUGGUAAUGGGUUCGUGUUAGGGUGUGCGGAGACGACGGUGAAGGAGUUGGUGGGGGCUAAUUACUACUCUAACAUCCACCAUGGAGUGAAAUUGGUGCAAGAAGCUAAGGCGGUUCUCACAGAAGAAUACGUGAGGUCCAUGAUCGAUUAUUUAGAAGAGAGACGAGUGAAACCAGACCUGUCUAUGAGUUUGGUGAUAUCUCAGUGGGCGAAAUUAGGGUUAGAGGAUUUGGAUUUUGGGGAAGGCAAGCCAAUCCACAUGGGUCCACUAGCUAGUGAGAUUUACUGCAUAUUUUUGCCGCUCGUCGGUGAAUUGGAUGGGAUUCGUGUGUUGGUGUCUGUACCUGAGAGUGUUGCAGAGAAAUUUGAGUAUUACAUGAAUUUCAUGAUGGGUAGAGAACAAGAGGAGGAAGAGGAAGUGACUUCCUUGCAUUGUAAUUGAUUUCAGUAUAAUGGGGUCGGGCGGUCAUUCCCUGUCCUUCCCCUUAUUGGGACAGUCCCCACAUUCUCCCCAUAAAAACCGUUUUCUUUUGAUUUCGUUGGGUUUUCUCCAUAAAUUUAUUUAGAACUUAAUACCUCA